Molecule: messenger RNA, 2411 nt
Organism: Triticum aestivum (bread wheat)
Lineage: Eukaryota; Viridiplantae; Streptophyta; Magnoliopsida; Poales; Poaceae
Product: E3 ubiquitin-protein ligase WAV3
Exons: 1
Coding region: 237-2147 (636 amino acids)
Source: RefSeq, a predicted model, not a curated record
GAAAUCGGCACUGGAAUUCUUAUUCGUCGGUGGAUUGUUCUAAACUAGUAACUCAUCUGCAGCAACCCAUUACUUGUUUAUGAAGUUAAAUCGUGUUCAACACGGAGCGUGCGGGAACGCAAUAACAGCAAUAAUGCAUUUUCUAAUCGCUGUCAUCUUGUCUUAUUUGUCAAACCUCUCUCACCACAAUUUCCUCUGCCUGCGGUCAGAGGCCCGUAGCCAAGCCAGGGGCGGCAAUGGAGAGCAACAGCAGCACCUGCGCCAUCUGCAAUGGCGACAUGCGCCGUGGCGGCGGUGGCGGCAGCGGCUUCACGGCCGACUGCUCCCACCAGUUCCACUACCGCUGCGUCUCCGGGAGCCUCGCCAGCAGCCGCCAAGCCUGCCCGCUGUGCAGCGCGCGGUGCCGCGACCUGCCGUCCUUCCGCUCCUCCAAGAGCUCCACGCCGUCACAGCCGCCGCUCGCGUCGCGCGCGCCGGCACAACCGUUCUUCCGGCCCAUGGAGCCACGCGUCUUCGACGACGACGACCCGGUGGUCCGGGCGCCUCGGCCUCUCGGCGACCGGCACCAUGGUACCGCGAGUGCGACGUCCAGCGGGUCUUUAGCGGUGGCGCUCAGCACGCACUGCGAGUACUCGUCCCUGGCACGGGACGCGUCACACGAGAACUUCGCCGUGCUCGUGCACGCCAGGGCUCCGGGAACUGGUGGCGCCGCCACCGGCGGGGCGCCGCCGCGCGCGAGGGCGCCGAUCGACCUGGUGACCGUGCUCGACGUGAGCGGCAGCAUGGUAGGGAGCAAGCUGGCGCUGCUGAAGCAGGCCAUGGGUUUCGUCGUCGACAGCCUCGGCCCCGCGGACCGCCUCUGCGUCGUGUCCUUCUCGUCCGGCGCCAGCCGCCUGAUGCGGCUCGCGCGCAUGUCGGAAUCGGACGGCGGGAAGGACCUGGCGAAGCGCGCCGUGCAGUCCCUCGCGGCGGGCGGCGGCACCAACAUCGGGGCCGCCCUUCUCAAGGCCGCCAAGGUGCUGGACGACCGCCUCCGCAGGAACGCCGUCGCGAGCGUGAUACUUCUGUCGGACGGGCAGGACACGUACACCGUGCCCAAGCGCGGCCGUGACGCCAACUACGACGCGCUCGUGCCGCCUUCCUUCAUGUACACCGGCGCCGGCGACCGGUCCGCGCCUGUCCACACGUUUGGGUUCGGCACCGACCACGACGCAGCGGCGAUGCACACCAUCGCCGAGGCCACGGGCGGCACGUUCUCGUUCAUCGAGAACGAGGCGGACAUCCAGGACGCAUUCGCGCAAUGCAUCGGGGGGCUCCUCUCCGUCGCCGUGCAGGAAUUGCGCGUUGACAUCGCGUGCCCGCAAUCGGGGGUGCGCGUCCGGUCGGUCAACUCUGGCCACUACAGGAGCCACAUCAACGUGGACGGCCGCUCCGCCUCCAUCGACGUCGGCGAGCUGUACGCCGACGAGGAGAGGCGCUUCUUGCUGCUCAUGGACGUGCCGAGGGCCCGAUCCACCACGGAUGUCACCCACGUGAUGCAAGUCAGCUGCGCUUACCGAGACAUGAUGACUGGACGGCCAACGAACGUGGACGGCGAGGACGCGGUGGUGCUGAGGCCCUCGCGGGCGUUGAGCCUGGAGCGCUCCGCGGAGGUCGAGCGGGAGCGCGUCCGGUUGGCGGCGACGGACGGCAUCGCUGCGGCUCGUGCGGCGGCAGAGCGGGGCGCUCACGAGGAGGCGGCCGAGAUACUCCAGAGCGGGCAGCGAGCCGUGGCGCGCUCGGCGGCCGCACGAGCGGGGGACUCGAUGUGCGUAGAGUUGUCCCGGGAUCUGCAGGAGAUGAGCGCCCGCGUGGCGGACCGGCGGCGGUACGAGCUGUCCGGGCGUGCGUACAUGCUGGCAGGGCUGAGCUCGCACGCGCAGCAGCGCGCGACGUCGCGGCAGAUGUCUGGCGCCAGCGAGACGACGCGCCGCAGGGCAGAGGCGGCCCUUGGCACGACGGUAAUAUCCACGACGGGCGCCACGGCGUCGUACUCGUACGUGACACCGGCGAUGAUGGACAUGCUGGACCGAUCGCGGAGAUCGCGGGAAAUGACGGCGCUGUCGCAGCAGAGGAGUAAGGAGCGGCGAAGGAGCGCACACUACUGAACCCACUGAGGUAGAGGAUCAGGAUUGACCAGAGAGAUAUGGUUUUCAAGUUUGUAUAAGAGUCGAUUACAACACUGUUGCUUAAACUUGUCGAGAAAAGUCACUUUAGUGCCAGAACUUGCGGUAUACAUUGAACUGGUGCCACAACUUGGCUCGUCGUGCAAAUACAGUGCAAAACUCGUUUGUAUACUCAUGCGGCGCUAAUGAGGCGUGACAGCGUGGCGUGUGGGCCCAUUGUCAGUGCCCGAGCGGUGUAGAAGAGGC